Molecule: messenger RNA, 1090 nt
Organism: Heterocephalus glaber (naked mole-rat)
Lineage: Eukaryota; Metazoa; Chordata; Mammalia; Rodentia; Bathyergidae
Source: RefSeq, a predicted model, not a curated record
GCUGCGUCUUGGUACAGGAUGGCUACUCUGAUCUUUGUCGAUAAGGAAAACGGAGAACCAGUCGCCCCUGUGGCCCCUAAGGAUGGGCUGAAGCUGGAGUCUGGGGCUGCAGUCAAAGCCUUAGAUGGGAGAUCUCGGGUUUCAAUGUCGCAAGUUGGCAAACUGUUCAAUGCUCCGCCAGCCUUACCAAAAACUGCCAGAAAGGCUUUGGGAACUGUCAACAGAGCUACGGAAAAAUCAGUAAAGAGCAAUGGACCCCUCAAACAAAACCCAAACCUCUCUGCCAAAAAGAGGACUGAGAAGACCAUCAAAGUGCAAAGCUCUGUUCCUGCCUCUGACGACACCUUUCCAGAAAUUGAGAAAUUCUUUCCCUUCAGUCCUCUAGAUUUCGAGAGCGUCUGUCUGCCGGAGCAAGACCAGAUCGCACAGCCGCCCUUGAGCGGAGUGCCUCUCACGGUGCUCGAGGAGGAGAGAGGGCUGGAGAGGCUGCCCCAGCUGGGCCCCCUUCACCCCUGAAGAUGCCCUCCCCGUGGGGAGCUGAUCUGCUGCAUUCUCCCUCCUCCAAGCAUUCUUUCCGUCCUGGACGGUGAAUGCCACCUGCUUGUUAUGACAUGGAUAUUUAAAUUUCUUAGUGCUUUAUAGUUUCUGUGUGUUUAUAUAAAUAAUGCAUUCUGUAUUUUAAAAAAAUAUGGAUAAUUCUGCCUUUUGUUAGCACUCAAUUAUCUUUCCAAUGGUAUACAUUCUGUGGAUCAAGUCUUUCAUACUCCUCACUCAAUUUCAAUGAUACCUGAAUUUUACUAAACUUGUCAAUAUACUUCCUUCAAAUAUUUAUUCUAUAUUAUAUUUCUAUUGGAGUGUUUUAUUUUUAUUUAUUUAUUCUUAUUUUUGUUGUGUUGGAGAUCGAACACAGGGCCUGUGCAUGCUAGACAAUCACUCUUCUGCUGAGGUACUUCCCCAACUCAAGGGCUUUUAUAAAAGCUUUAAAUUCAUCUACUUAUAUUUAUAUAAACAAAUACAUGUACAAUAUAAUAUUUGUCAAAAUGAGUUGUGUUAAAUUAGUUGGUGGUGAAAUUUAAUGUAUCUCUUAAUU